UGUUCUUAACACUGUAGCAGUGAAAAUAUACAUAAAGGUCAAACAGUUACCCCACUCCAUCUCAAAUGUUGACAUGGAGAAGGCAGGGUUCGAACCACCAGCCCUUCAGUUCCCGGCGCACCCUCUCUACUCCAUGUAGCUGUAAUAUAUAUAUUACCAGAAGACCAAAAAUAGGAUAACAUUUUCAUGCAGUUUCAUCCAUUUCUGUAAGAGUAUAAUUUAUCGCUUGAUAAAACAUAGUUAAGAAAUAGGUCUGUUUGCAGAGACUAGCCUCUGGUGAAUUGACUGUUAAUGGAGAGAAUAAUGACGACGUCGUUAUGACAACGAUGACACGGGUGUUGAGCGGAGGCCAAGCCGACCUCCUUCCAAACGCUGCCCUUUAUCAGAGCCUUUAUCCGUUUACUCAGCGUAGAUGCCAGCUGUAGUAAAGUUUAAUCCUUAUCCACUUGCAUCUUGUUUGGGUUCAGUGAUCACUUGUCCUACUCACAAGCCUUCAGUGUGUGAGUUGGUGAUGGAUGAGAGUCUGUGGCAGCACGGAGGGGACGUUCCAUGACAACACUGCGGCCAGCUCGAAACAAAACAACAAGGUUUCCUUAAAGGCGCAGAAGAGGUGAACGGAAGUGAUGACAUAAAGGGAACGAGGCCAGUGUCUCGACUGUGACAACCUUAAAGGGUCAUGGGAUGUGGAAUGGGAAAAUCUGAGCUACAGCUGCAAAAAGUUGACAGAGUGACCAUCUCAGUUCCGGGUAAAUAUAAAUUUUAUUCCAACACAUCGUCGGUAUCAGUUCAGCGUCUCACGCCGUUUGCUAACUUUCUCUAACAAAUGUCCUUGCACUCUGUGAAGCUGCCACCGGUAAGUCGACCCGUCUCGAUUUGACAUGGUGCCUGUAGUGUGGUGGAGAGAAAAAGGUUCAAAAGGUGUGUCCUCCUCCUCUCCCGCUCUUCAGCGAUCAGAGCGGCUCUGUUGAUCCAGCGCUGGUACCGCCAGUACGUUGCCCGUCUGGAGAUGAGACGCAGGUGCACGUGGAACAUCUUCCAGUCUAUCGAAUAUGCAGGAGAGCAGGACCAGAUCAAGCUCUACAAUUUUUUUGGCUUCUUGAUGGACCACUUCACCCCGGCCAGCAGUGAAAGAAAUCUAAUAUCUCACAUCUUUCGAAAGAAUGAACUCUGCAGAGACGCAGAGUGGGAGAGACAGUUCUGCUACAAGAGCAUCGAAGUGAGCGCCAGCUGCACCGGCCCCCAUCUGACCUUCCCCAUGACCUUCUGCGGGGUGUCUCAGCUGGUGGAGGCCUUCAAGCACAAACAACAGCUCCAUGCUCGAUAUGUUCUGCAGCUUCUUGGAGAAACUUGGAGGCUUCUACGAAUUCUUCCAAACAUCAGUCACAUUUCUUGCUGCCGCUCCAAGCCGAUCACCAUAUGCGGGGAUUUACACGGGCAACUUGAGGACCUGCUGUUGAUUUUCUAUAAGAACGGUUUGCCGUCCUGCGAGAAGCCGUACGUCUUCAACGGCGACUUUGUGGACCGCGGUAAAAACUCCUUAGAAAUCCUGCUCAUCCUGUUUGGGUUCCUGCUGGUCUAUCCCAACGACGUCCAUCUAAACAGAGGGAACCACGAGGACCACAUUGUUAACCUCAGAUAUGGUUUCACUAAAGAAGUUUUGGGCAAAUAUAGGGCGCACGGCAAGACGAUCCUAAAGCUCCUCCAGAAGAUUUUCAGCUGGCUGCCUCUGGCCACGGUGAUUGACAACAAGGUGCUGAUUGUGCACGGCGGGAUCUCCGACGCGACGGACCUUGGCGUGAUCGCCCGGGUGGACAGGCACAAAUACGUGUCGGCCCUCAGGCCCCCCGAGGCCCACGCGCCGAGCAGCAGGAGCGGCGAGGAGGCCGGGGGGCCAGCGGAAGGCCGGCGCCGGGUGCGCUCUCUGACCCACCAAGGCUCGCCGACGGCCCGCAUGCGCAAACUGCCGCGCCGCUCCCUCCACGGCGCGCCCGCCGGCGGUCAGCCCAACGGGUCGGUGGAGGAGGAGCUGAAAAGGAGGCGCAGGCAGGCCGGGUUUGACCAGAGCUACGGCCAGGUGAAGAAGGGGUCCGACUCAGACCCGGAGUCCGGACAGGCAACGGGGAAAGACGUGGAUGAGUGGAAACAAAUAGUGGACGUGCUGUGGAGCGACCCGAUGCCCCAAAACGGCUGCGUUCCCAACGAGGUGCGAGGCGGGGGCUGCUACUGGGGGCCCGACGUCACCGAGGAAGUGCUGCGAAGACACGACCUCCAGCUGCUCAUCCGCUCCCAUGAGUGCAAACAGGACGGCUACGAGUUCUGCCACAACCGCAGGGUGCUGACUAUAUUCUCGGCGUCCAACUACUACGAGGUGGGCAGCAACAGAGGAGCCUACAUCAGAAUGGGACCCGAUCUGGUUCCUCACUUCAUUCAAUACCAGGCCAGCAGGACGUGCAGAGAGCUCACCCUGAGACAAAGUGUCGGGUGGACAGAGAGGUCGGCCCUGCGAGCUCUGAGGGAACAGCUGUUCGUGCACAGGUCCGACCUCAUCGGUGCCUUCCGGGAGUUCGAUCCCAACGACAAAGGGCUCAUCUCUCUGACGCACUGGGCCAGCGCCACGGAGAGAAUCCUUAAUCUGGGUCUUCCCUGGAGGGUGUUGCGGCCUCAGCUCGUCAGCAGCACCGAGCACGGCAUGGUGGACUACCAGCAAUGGAUCAGGGAGCUCUCCAUCACCGAGCCCAAGCUGGAGAUCUCAGAUAACAGCAUCCUGGAGACUAUGUACAAAAACCACUCCAACCUGGAAACCAUCUUCCGCAUCAUAGACACAGAUAACUCAGGUUUGAUUUCUUUCGAGGAGUUUCGUCAGACUUGGAAACUCCUGAGCUCUCAUCUGAAGACGGAGAUCAGCGACAAGGCCAUCGCAGACUUGGCCCGCAGCAUCGACUUCAACAAGGACGGCAGCAUCGACAUCAACGAGUUCAUGGAGGCCUUCCGGCUGGUGGACGUCUCUGCACAUACCGGAGGGCCUGGACGAGGAGCUGGAGCUGCUGACUCAUUUCCCUGAAUAAAUACCCGAGGGCCAAAAAACAUCAGCCAAUCGACACGUGCAAAUCUAGAAAGGUCUUUUCAUCCCCUCACAUUAUCUGCCCUUUUAUAAAAUAUCAUUAAGAGAGUGUUGAUGUAUCUCAUGGAGUUCUAUGUAUAACUUAAUGAUCGGCCUGGUUGAUU
Molecule: messenger RNA, 3225 nt
Organism: Pungitius pungitius (ninespine stickleback)
Lineage: Eukaryota; Metazoa; Chordata; Actinopteri; Perciformes; Gasterosteidae
Product: serine/threonine-protein phosphatase with EF-hands 2-like
Exons: 18
Coding region: 1007-3061 (684 amino acids)
Biological process (GO): negative regulation of MAPK cascade; detection of stimulus involved in sensory perception
Molecular function (GO): Hsp90 protein binding; calcium ion binding; manganese ion binding
Source: RefSeq, a predicted model, not a curated record